Molecule: messenger RNA, 1074 nt
Organism: Malassezia restricta
Lineage: Eukaryota; Fungi; Basidiomycota; Malasseziomycetes; Malasseziales; Malasseziaceae
Product: sphinganine C4-monooxygenase
Exons: 1
Coding region: 1-1074 (357 amino acids)
Biological process (GO): lipid biosynthetic process
Molecular function (GO): oxidoreductase activity; iron ion binding
Source: RefSeq, a predicted model, not a curated record
AUGAAAGACUCGGUGGCCGCAUCCGAGGUGCAUGCGCUAGUUCGACAAACAUUGCCUUUUUUCUACAGUAAUGCACCAAGAUACUUUACCGCUAUUUCUGACCAUGAUUUGGCUCUUUUGAUGCCUGUCCUUGUGUACUGGUCUGCAUCACUUUUCUUUCAUGCUCUAGAUGUGCUACGGCCUGCAUGGUCUGAAAAAUUUCGGCUACACGAGCCCGAAGAACUGAAGCGACGCAACCGUGUGAGCAUGACUCGCGUGAUUUUGAUGGUCAUGUUACAGCAUGCGAUCCAAACGGCCCUGGGCAUCGCCAUUAUGGAAGAUACGCCUGCAACGCCGACGGAACGUCUAGAUGCGGAUCCUUACAAAGAUAUCCCAGUAAUUUUGAACUGGAUGCGCUCCCUUCAUUUGCCUGUGUAUGAUGGAUUCCUCGUGCGGGCAGCCAUUGCGUUGUAUUGGUGGGGCAUUCCUUGGUUCCAGUUUUGGUUUGCGUGCUUUGUUCUCGAUGCUUGGCAAUACAUGCUGCAUCGCACGAUGCAUGAAGUGCGCUUUCUUUACCGCAUGUUGCACUCGCACCAUCACAGGCUGUAUGUUCCUUACGCCUUCGGUGCGCUAUACAACCACCCUCUCGAGGGUAUGUUGCUAGACACGCCAGGCGCCGAGCUGGCUCGUGUGCUUAGUUGUAUGACUUUACGUCAAACGAUUGUCUUCUUUACCCUUUCUACUUUCAAGACGGUCUGUGAUCAUUGCGGAUAUGCAUUCCCAUGGUACUAUAACCCCAUCCACGCCUUGUUCCCGAACAAUGCUGCCUACCAUGAUGUGCAUCACCAGACCCAGGGUUUGCGUUUCAACUAUUCGCAGCCAUUUUUUGUACACUUUGACACUAUUCUCGGCACACGCGUCGACCCGGCUGAUUUCCAUGCGAUGCUUGUAAAGAAGGGCAUCAAGAAAGCGGACGACGAAAAGGCCCCACUCCCAUCGCCGAGUACGUCGCCAUAUACGACUGCCACGGUGUGGUCUAGUGUUCUGUUUGCUGGCAUCCUAGUUGUGCCUGUUGUAGCCUACUCCCUCAUGUAG